AUGGCCGGAUAUCUCUUGCUUGUGAUUCCAAGCAUCCUCAUCAGCUUGCUAGCUUCUAGAGCACCAUUCAUGAUGACCACGACACCGCAAACCACCAAGCCUUGGGCCGACGGGCCCAUGAAGCUCAUCACCACGCCGCAAUAUGCAACCAAAAAGACCGACCUCUUCACGCUGGGCUCAACGCACAUGGCCCUGCUGCACAACUCGAUCCUGCGAGGUUACAACUCCAUUUACCAACAAGCGCCCUACAUUCAGGAAGCAGACAAGGCAGACUUUAUCGGAUACUCCCAGACCUGGUUCAAAUUUGUCAAGUCGCACCACGAUGACGAGGAGGAGUCGCUCUUCACCAAGGUCGAGGACCUUUUGGAGGACAAGAAUGUCUUUGCCGAGACGCAUAAGGAGCAUGAAUCAUUCCUGGGCGGCCUCGCCGAGUUCAACAAGUACCUUACCUCCCUCUCCUCGCCGGCCGACUUCUCUGGCGACAAGCUCCUCGAAAUCAUGAAGAGCUUCCAAGAACCAUUCGAGAACCACUUCCAUAGCGAGAUCACCACUAUCGCCGGCAUGGCGGAGCACCCGAACGCGCCCAAGGAGGGAACGCCGGAGGCGGCCAACGCAAGUCUGACGUUCAAGACGUGGGGCAAGAGCACCGUCACCAAGGCGGGCAUGGCGGACGUAGUGCCGUUCUUCCUGCUGAACCUGGACCGGACAACGGAAGACGGGUUGUGGGCGAACUGGCCGCCCAUGCCGGCGCCGAUCAAGUGGGGAUUGAUCAAUAUCGCUGGUGCUUGGCACUGGGGGUGGUGGAAGUUCGCCAGCUGCGACGCGGCAGGCCAGCCGAGGGAGUUGUACGCGCUCGAGUCCAAGACGGAGGACAAGACCAAGGCUGAACUGUAA
Colletotrichum abscissum is the source of this 894-nucleotide messenger RNA. RefSeq lists its product as uncharacterized. The transcript is spliced from 3 exons. Lineage: Eukaryota; Fungi; Ascomycota; Sordariomycetes; Glomerellales; Glomerellaceae. The record is from RefSeq and is a predicted model, not a curated record. Bases 1 to 894 code for a protein of 297 amino acids.